CAGAGCGGCUCGGGCUGCUCCGGCACUCGGCCCCGCGUUGCGCUCCUGCCCCGGCCGGGAGUGCCCUGUUGCACUAGCCCCGGGGCGGCCGCCCCGUCCCGGCAGCCGCGGGGGGCUCUGCGGCUGCGGUGAGCGGCUCUCCCAAUCCCGGUCCCCGCCUUUGUCGGCGGCGCGGACAGCGGCUGUCCGUCCGUCCGCGCCGGGCGCGUGGUUCCUUUGUGUACAGCAGCUGCUCCUGAAUGCGGAGGCAAAGCCCGUGGCUUGCCACGGAGCUUUUUAAAAAUCAACAGCGCUCUUUUGCCUCCUCUCUUGCCUUCCCUUCUUCCCCCUCCCGCCGAGGCGGACGGGCACCCACCUGGGCUCUGCCCCGCGUCUCACCUCUCCUAUCCUCUCCUUGUUUACCUGCACUUUUCAGCCGCCUCUUCCCCGUCGCCCCCCCGACCCUCUCUCAUCCCGCUCCUCGGGAAGGUUCAGCGAUACGCAGCUCCGGUCCCUCGGCGGUUUGCCCGCGCCCCAGCCCCGGAGAAGGCACCUGAAGGUGGAUCUAUUAAAGCUUCCCGGCUAUCUCUCCAAGUGCACUUCUUGGACCAAAGCACCGGCAUGGAUGUAAGAUUUUACCCGGCUGCGGGGGGCAGCUCUCUUCCCGGAGACCCCUCCAACCUGGACUUUGCCCAGUGUUUGGGUUACUACAACUACAACAAGUUUGGAAACAAUAACAACUACAUGAACAUGGCAGAAGCGAAUAAUGCAUUUCUUGCUGCAAAUGAGCAGACAUUCCAUACACCGAGCCUUGGGGAUGAAGAGUUUGAAAUUCCACCCAUUACCCCCCCCCCCGAGUCAGACCCCACCCUGGGGAUGGCAGAUUUACUGAUGCCUUUUCAGAGCCUUGGUGACCAGCUGCCUGCACAAGCAAAUGAAUUUACACCUCAGUUUCCCCCCCAGAGCUUGGAUCUUCCCUCUAUUACAAUAUCCCGCAAUCUUGUGGAGCAAGAUGGCAUCAUCCACAGCAAUGGAUUGCCUAUGGAUCAGAGUCACACACAAGUUUCCCAGUAUCGCCAGGAUCACUCUCUGAUUAUGAGAUCUAUUGUCCACAUGACUGAUGCUACUCAUUCGGGAAUUAUGCCUCCUUCUCAGCUAACCACCAUUAACCAGUCUCAGCUAAGUGCACAGCUGGGGCUAAAUUUAGGAGGCACUAAUUUGCCACACACUUCUCCCUCCCCACCUGCCAGUAAAUCAGCCACUCCUUCCCCAUCCAGCUCUAUAAAUGAAGAAGAUGCAGAUGAAUCAAAUAGAGCUACUGGAGAAAAAAGAGCUGCCCCAGAUUCUGGCAAGAAGCCCAAGACUCCUAAGAAGAAGAAAAAGAAAGAUCCCAAUGAGCCACAAAAGCCAGUGUCAGCAUAUGCCCUUUUUUUCAGGGAUACACAAGCUGCAAUUAAAGGGCAGAACCCGAAUGCUACAUUUGGAGAGGUCUCAAAAAUAGUGGCUUCUAUGUGGGACAGUUUAGGAGAAGAACAGAAACAGGUGUAUAAAAGAAAAACUGAAGCUGCCAAAAAAGAGUAUCUAAAGGCACUUGCAGCCUAUAGAGCAAGCCUUGUUUCUAAGGCCGCUGCUGAAUCUGCUGAGGCCCAGACAAUUCGUUCUGUUCAGCAAACGCUGGCAUCCACAAAUCUGUCUUCCUCCCUUAUUCUGAAUACUUCUCUUUCUCAACAUGCAACAGUGUCGUCGUCUCCGCAAACUCUUCAACAGCCCCUUCCAAGAGCAAUUGCUCCAAAACCUUUAACCAUGAGACUGCCGAUGAAUCAGAUUGUAGCUUCUGUUACAAUUGCACCAAACAUGCCAACAAACAUUGCUGCCCCUUUGAUAAGCUCUAUGGGAACAAAUAUGGUGGCAAUGCCGUCUCCAUCUCAAGUCAGUCCAUCAAUGCAAAGCCAGCAGCAGCAGAUACAGCAGCUCCAGCAGCAACAGAUGCAGCAGAUGCAACAGCAGCAGCUACAUCAGCAUCAAAUGCAUCAGCAAAUACAACAGCAAAUGCAACAACAGCAUUUUCAGCAUCACAUGCAACAGCAUUUGCAACAGCAUCAGCAUCUUCAGCAUAUUAAUCAACAGCAAAUGCAACAGCAACUGCAGCACAUGCAGCUUCAGCAAAUGCAGCAGCAGCAAAUGCAGCACAUGCAACAUCAGUCACAGCCUUCUCCUCAGCAGCACUCUCCGGUAGCUUCUCAGAUCACUUCUCCCAUCCCUGCCAUUGGGAGCCCUCAGCCAGCACCUCAGCAGCACCAGUCACAAAUACAAUCUCAGACACAGACUCAAGUGUUAUCACAGGUCAGUAUUUUCUGAAAAGAAAUGAUCCUGUAACAUGGCUUUUUAGUGGUGAAGGGGAUAAGAAUAAACCAUAUUUAGCUAAAAACUGUAAAUUGUUGAUGGUAGUUAUGCAGGGAUGCAUAACAGAUCAAAUGAUGCUCUGAAGUGUCUAUUAGAUAGGCAAUAAAGAACUACAAUGUAGCUGUGUAUCAUCUUUUAGCUGACUAUAAAUCAUUUUGUUAAAAAAAAAAAAGCAGCUGUGCUCUUUUUCGUGUGAUGCCUUUUUAAUUUAUUUAAGCUUUACCUGCAAUAUGUGAAUCAAAUGGCCUAAUAAAUACCUGAACCUUAUGACUGCAAAAUGGCCUUGCAGAGUUUUAAGAUACAAUCUUUCUUUCUCUAAAAGUGAGUAGUGCACUUCAAGGCAGUAUGAACUCAUGAAGCCCUUAAAGCACAGUUGUAACUACCUGUAAAAUGAUGAUUGGUUUUCAUACAAUCAUACUUGUGUAACAUGAAUUAGUUGAUGGCAUUUUUGUCAUGGAAAAAAAAAGAGUAAAUCACAGAUUUUUGCCAAAGCUCUUAAGUUUUUUCUCUCCUACAUGUCUUCAGAAUGCAAGUAGCUGAACUUAAAUGUUCGAAACAACCUUUCACUUCAUUUCUACAAAUAAACCUAUCAUAGUCUGUAAGAAAAUAUAUAUUGACAUUAACACUCUUACGUUAAUUCCAGUUACAGAACAAAUGUGAAUAUUAUAUUCUGUGUUGAAGUGAUACGUUUCAGAUGGAAUACACUGUAUUUUUAAAAGGGGAAUGCACUUAAAUAAAACUGUUAUUACAGAAAGCUGAGAUGAAAGCAAGAGUUUUUAAUACGCUGUAAAAGCAGUGGAAUAUUUAAAUGAAACUCCACCGAAUGAUCAAUGUAAAUAUUUUCUUUAAAAGUUGUAAGUUUUCAUAUCAUGUGUUGUAAAGUUUUCAUAAAUGAGGCUUUAAUGUAAACACUGGUAACAUGAAUUAUUAAUUGCUACAUUGCUUAUUGUGUUUUUAUGCUGUUUUAUACUUUUUUAUGAGUUAUGAUAGCAGCAAUUAAGUUGUUUGUAUUUUGCUUAUCUAAAAUAAAUGCUUUUAUCUUGCUAUAGAAUAAACACAUUUCAGUAAAACCAAUGAGCCAUGAGUCUUUGAUAGAAAACUUGGAAACGUUGCCUUAUGGAAACACUUUCU
This is a messenger RNA of Pezoporus occidentalis (night parrot), 3513 nucleotides long. RefSeq names its product TOX high mobility group box family member 3 (gene TOX3). The record is from RefSeq and is a predicted model, not a curated record. Gene Ontology annotation, molecular function: chromatin DNA binding. The coding region runs from base 601 to 2337 and encodes 578 amino acids. The transcript has 7 exons. NCBI's taxonomy places the organism in Eukaryota, Metazoa, Chordata, Aves, Psittaciformes, Psittacidae. Gene Ontology annotation, cellular component: nucleus. Gene Ontology annotation, biological process: regulation of transcription by RNA polymerase II.